This is a messenger RNA of Apus apus (common swift), 3470 nucleotides long. RefSeq names its product glutamate-cysteine ligase catalytic subunit (gene GCLC). Gene Ontology annotation, cellular component: glutamate-cysteine ligase complex. The coding region runs from base 90 to 2000 and encodes 636 amino acids. Lineage: Eukaryota; Metazoa; Chordata; Aves; Apodiformes; Apodidae. The record is from RefSeq and is a predicted model, not a curated record. Gene Ontology annotation, molecular function: glutamate-cysteine ligase activity. Gene Ontology annotation, biological process: glutathione biosynthetic process. The transcript has 16 exons.
UGCGGCGCGGGGCCGGGCUCGCGCCGCCGCCAGGGCGCAGAGCGCUCCCGCAGCCCGCGCAGCCUCCGCAGCCGCGCUCCGCCGCCGGCAUGGGGCUGCUGUCGCAGGGCUCGCCGCUCAGCUGGGAGGAGACGCGGCGGUACGCGGAGCACGUGCGGAAGCACGGCAUCCUCCAGUUCCUGCACAUCUACCGCGCCCUGCGCGACCGCCACAAGGACGUCCUCAAGUGGGGCGACGAGGUGGAAUAUAUGUUGGUAAAAUUUGACCAUGAGAAUAAGAAAGUGCGCUUGGUGCUCUGUGGUGAAGAAGUUCUUCAAACCCUGCAAGACAAGGGGGAGAAGGUAAACCCCAACCACCCAACACUCUGGCGACCAGAAUAUGGAAACUAUAUGAUUGAAGGGACACCUGGGCAGCCGUAUGGUGGAACCAUGUCUGAAUUCAACACUGUGCAAGACAACAUGAGGAAAAGAAGGCAAGAGGCCGCCUCUGUGCUCAAAGAAAAUGAGGCUGUUUGCACUGUGACAUCAUUUCCAAGGUUAGGGUGUCCUGGGUUUACGCUGCCAGAAUAUAAGCCAACGCCUGUAGAAGGAGGAGCUUCAAAAUCCCUCUUUUUUCCAGAUGAAGCAAUCAAUACACAUCCUAGAUUUAGUACACUGACCAGAAACAUUCGGCACCGAAGAGGAGAGAAGGUUGUGAUAAAUGUACCAAUAUUUAAAGAUAAGAACACGCCAUCACCAUUUAUUGAAACGUUUCCUAAUGAUGAUGGAGAAGCAGCAAAGGCGGCUAAGCCAGACCAUAUAUACAUGGAUGCUAUGGGUUUUGGAAUGGGAAACUGUUGUCUUCAGGUAACAUUCCAGGCUUGCAGCAUUUCUGAGGCAAGGUAUCUCUAUGAUCAGCUAGCCACAAUCUGUCCCAUUGUGAUGGCAUUGAGUGCUGCAUCUCCAUUCUACAGAGGCUACGUGUCAGAUAUUGACUGUCGCUGGGGAGUAAUCUCUGCAUCUGUAGAUGAUCGAACGCGAGAAGAGAGGGGGCUGGAGCCACUGAAGAACAACCAUUAUAGAAUCAGUAAAUCCAGAUAUGAUUCCAUAGACAGUUAUCUAUCUGAAUGUGGUGAGAAAUACAAUGACAUUGAUUUGACAAUAGACAAAGAUAUCUACGAGCACCUAAUAAAGGAAGGUAUUGACCACCUUUUGGCACAGCAUAUUGCACACUUGUUCAUUCGAGAUCCAUUGACUUUGUUUGAGGAGAAAAUACAUCUAGAUGAUGCAAAUGAAUCCGACCAUUUUGAGAAUAUUCAGUCUACAAACUGGCAGACAAUGAGGUUUAAGCCACCUCCUCCAAAUUCAGAUAUUGGGUGGAGAGUUGAAUUCAGACCUAUGGAGGUCCAGUUAACAGACUUUGAAAACUCUGCAUAUGUUGUCUUCGUGGUAUUGCUAACCAGAGUGAUUCUGUCAUACAAGCUGGAUUUUCUCAUUCCUUUGUCCAAGGUGGAUGAAAACAUGAAGGUGGCCCAGAAAAGAGAUGCUGUCCGGCAGGGCAUGUUCUACUUCAGAAAAGAUAUUUGCAAAGGUGGAAAUACUGUUGUGGAUGGAUGUGGCUCUGCACAGAAUGGGACAGGCACUGAUGCAGAAGAGUACGCCUUAAUGAGCAUUGAUACCAUUAUCAACGGGAAGGAAGGAGUCUUUCCUGGUUUGAUCCCAAUUUUGAAUUCCUAUCUUGAAAACAUGGAAGUGGAUGUGGACACAAGGUGCACCAUCCUAAACUACCUGAAGCUAAUAAAAAAGAGAGCAUCUGGAGAAUUAAUGACAGUUGCUCGAUGGAUGAGGGAAUUUAUCGCACAGCAUCCAGACUACAAGCAAGACAGUGUGAUUACUGAUGAAAUUAAUUAUAGCCUUAUUUGGAAAUGUAACCAAAUCGCACAAGGCCAGGCAGAGUGUCCUGAACUAUUGGGGGUAGGAUUUAAUAAGAAACAAAGUGGAAACAAAACUGGCUCUUUGUAAUGAAUGAAUGUUUCUUAACUAACUGAAAGCUUAAGCCUUUUAGCAAAGCACUAGCAAAGAUACUGUGAAUCUGGUACAGUUUCAUGGUGUGAAGACCAAAACAGGGAUACUGCACUAUAAAAUGGGCCAAUCUGCCUAAAUAUUCGUUUAAGGCAUCCUAAAAUGGGCAUAUUCUUAUUGUUAAGGUUUAUACAAUGUACAUGUAAAUAGUAAAAUAUUUUUGAUUAACAUCAAUGUAUUUUAAUAACAUUGUAUCUAAAGUUAUUGUGAAUUAGCUUGUAACUUUUUUAUGCUUAUACUAGAAAGAAAAAUUGUCCUGAACAGCUUUGUAAAUGUAAUGGUACUUGUAUAUUACAUGCAUUCCAGUUACUGAAUGUUUACUGUAAUUUUUUUUUAACCUGGAAUGUGCUUAGUAAUCUACCUUGUUGUGGAAGAAAAACAAAAGAAUCUUCUGGACCUUUCUGAAUCACAGAUACUUCUUCCUUCCAUUUGGGUUUCAAAAGUAUGUAAGAACCUAUAAAUGCAUGUGCACUCUAUUUGUUAAGCUCUGCAGCAGUUCCUCAGUUGCCACAUCACCUGCAUCCUCUAUAAGCUGUAAAAUUCGGAUAACACAAGUCUGUCUGCAUAUACAUCAUUAUUUUCUUUCCCCUCUGAAGUAAAUUUCUACACUAUAACAGUUCAGAAAUUUGCCCAGUCAUUUAACAGAAAAGCAGUAAAGGGGGAGACAAAGUGAAAAAGUAGAGGAAACGAGAGCUGAUUAUAAAGCUCUCUUUACAAAGGAACCACAGAGACCUGCUCUGGACUUCAGCAGCACCCUUUAACUGCACUUCUCCCACAUUGCUGCUGUUCCCACAGUUAACAAUGACUGCAGCACAAAACCAAGGACUUUGCCAUACUUCCUAAAGGUUGAGUUUCUCAUUUAUCAUUCAAUAUUUUAAAUAUUUGUGUCAGCAUGUUUAUUUUCUAUAAGGUACUUUAUCUAGAUAGCUGAGGUACCUACAUAGCUGUAGGUAUGGACAACUUAAUCCCCUCUAAAAAAAUAGUUCUAAAGAAAUCAUGGAAUGCACUAAUCCUUUGAAUUGGGAGCCAGUGCUGGCAGUUACUGUAAAGUAUUUAAAAUUAGCCAUUGCAACUGUAAAUAAAGCAAACUUAAGGGGCCUUUUUAUUUAGCUUCUUAACUGACUUCUAGAAGUGAACUGCAUUAUGGGUAGAUUACACAAAGCUUAAUGCAAGCAUAUCCAGACACCUGAGGUGUCAGGAUUUUUAUUUUUUUUUUUAAAGAACUAAUGGAGAAACCACAAUGAAGAGGUGCACUAAGAAGAAGCUUUAGAUUUGUUCUGUGUUCACAGGUGUGCUUUAGAGAAUAAAAAGAAUGCUUUUUUUCUGCAGUGGUGAAUUUGUUUUCAUCAAGAUGUAGGCAUAUGCUAAUUUAGUUUCUGUAAUAUGGAAAUAAAAAUAAAAUUUGCAGUA